AUGGCCGCAUCGUUGACCUGCCUCAGCGCUGGGCCUGCAGCCUCGAGGCCCUCGGGCUGGAGCUGCCACCUCCUGGUGCUGAUGCUGCUGAACUCCGGUUACAAAGGAGACAACACCAAACCAGCUUGUGGCAAACCCUGGUGGCCGAAGAAUUUGGACGUGACCCGCCAUUGGCCCUGGGAGGUGAGCCUCCGAGUGGAAAAUGAGCAUGUGUGUGGAGGAGCCCUCAUUGAUCUCGACUGGGUAGUGACUGCUGCCCACUGCAUCCAAGGCACAAAAGAGUAUUCAGUGAUUCUCGGCACCUUCAAGCUGAAGCCCACGGACUCCACGAGGGCCCUCUUGAUCCCUGUGAGGGACCUCAUUACGCACCCCAAGUACUGGGGCCAGAACUUCAUCGCGGGUGAUGUUGCCCUCCUCCAGCUUCACACUCCUGUCGUCGUCAGCAAGUACGUGCAGCCCAUCUGCCUCCCGGAGCCCAACUACAACCUGAAGGUUGGGACGCAGUGCUGGGUGACUGGCUGGGGCCAGGUUAAACAGCGCUUCUCAGCCAACUCCACACUGACCCCAGAGUUGUGGGAGGCCGAGGUGUUUAUCAUGGGCAACAAGAUUUGUGACCGGAUUUACCACAAGAAGUCCCUCAUCCCCCGCGUUGUCCCCCUUGUCCUGGGGGACAUGAUCUGUGCCACCAAUUAUGGAGAAAACUUGUGUAGGGGGGACCCUGGGGGUCCGUUGGCUUGUGAAGUCGAGGAUAGAUGGAUUCUUGCUGGGGUGUUGUCCUGGGAAAAGGCCUGAGCCCAAGUACAUAAUCCAGGAGUGUACACCCGUAUCACCAAAUACAGCAAAUGGAUCAAGAAGCAAAUAAGCAAUGGGGUUCUCUCAGUCCUCUGCACCUCCUCCUGGCUCCUACUCCUGUCCUGGCUGCUGCAGCCCCAGAUGGGCCCCUGA
Lagenorhynchus albirostris (white-beaked dolphin) is the source of this 945-nucleotide messenger RNA. RefSeq names its product serine protease 45-like. The record is from RefSeq and is a predicted model, not a curated record. The transcript has 6 exons. Lineage: Eukaryota; Metazoa; Chordata; Mammalia; Artiodactyla; Delphinidae. Gene Ontology annotation, biological process: proteolysis. Gene Ontology annotation, molecular function: serine-type endopeptidase activity.